GGUUUCCUCCAAAUCCGUAUAUAGUUGAAUAGACUCGAAUCCGCCCCCAUCUCUUUCAUGCCCUCCCAGCCGCGCCCCUCUCACCUCCAUUGGAAUUCCUAAAAUCUUCCGGGCUCUGCUGUGCUCUAAUGGACGCGCUUCAGUCGAAUUACAUGGAUUCUCAAUCUCAGCCUGAAGCUUCAUCCGAAGCUCUUCCCCAACAUUUAUCCCAAUCUCUCGUUUCGGACGAUCAAUCAUCAUCUCAGAACCAUUCUGAAUCGUGCCAUGAAAACACCUCCCAAACCCUAGAUCAGUCCCAAUUGCACCCAGUCAUCGCUUGUCCUCAGGAGGACAAUCAGCCCGGAAAACCCCUAGAUUCGGAACAGCCGGACAUUCAGCUGGGCUCCGAGCAGAAGACGGACUAUAAUUCGGCCCAGGACCAAGAUAAAAACCCGCCGGAGGAUGGCGCCGAGAAGCUCGAGGUCCGGAAACACUUUCUGUCUGAGAACGGGGUGACAAACACUCACAGCGGCACGGACAAGGACCACUCUGGCGGGGAAGAGGAGACUACAAGCAGGAGACGGCGCAGGAGUAGGUGGGAUCCCCCACCUGGCGAGUCUAGCAACGAUGGAACCAGCGCUGGCGGUGAUGGGAGUGGGACUGGAACUGGAAGAAAAAGGAAGUCAAGGUGGGCAGAUGAUGAGCCUAAACCACUGAUUCAGCUACCGGAUUUUAUGAAGGAUUUCACCGGAGGUAUUGAAUUUGAUCCUGAAAUUCAGGCUUUAAACAGUAGGUUAGUCGAGAUCACUAGAAAAUUGCAGUCUGGGUUGCCUUUAGAUGAUAGACCUGAUGGUGCUCGCUCACCCUCGCCUGAACCCAUCUAUGAUAACAUGGGGAUUAGAAUAAACACUAGGGAGUACCGUGCAAGAGAGAAAUUAAACAGGGAAAGACAAGAGAUCAUUUCACAGAUGAUAAAGAAAAAUCCAGCUUUCAAGCCUCCUGCCGACUAUAGACCACCAAAACUCCAGAAGAAGCUUUACAUCCCUGUCAAGGAGUACCCUGGUUAUAACUUCAUUGGACUUAUCAUUGGACCAAGAGGGAAUACUCAGAAAAGGAUGGAAAAGGAGACGGGUGCAAAAAUUGUGAUCAGGGGGAAAGGUUCCAUGAAAGAAGGCAGAUUGCAGCAGAAAAGAGAUAUGAAACCCGAUCCUUCUGAAAACGAGGAUCUUCACGUGUUGGUGGAAGCUGAUACCCAAGAAUCACUUGAGGCUGCUGCAGAAAUGGUGCAAAAGCUCUUGCAGCCUGUUGAUGAAGUCCUUAAUGAACAUAAGAGGCAACAACUCAGAGAACUUGCUGCAUUGAAUGGAACUAUUAGGGACGAAGAAUAUUGUCGGUUAUGUGGUGAACCUGGCCAUAGGCAAUACGCUUGUCCCUCUCGCACUUCCACCUUUAAGAGUGAUGUUAUGUGUAAAAUAUGUGGCGAUGGGGGGCAUCCCACUCUUGAUUGUCCAAUGAAAUCUACAACAGGCAAGAAAAUGGAUGAUGAGUAUCAAAGCUUCUUAGCAGAGUUGGGGGGAACCAUGCCUGAGUCUUCAACUAAGCCCAUCACUGGAACACUUGCUCUUGGUAAUGGUGGUAGUUCAGGUGGGAAUCCUCCUUGGGCGACUAGUAUCAGCACUGGUGCUGUGGUUCCCAGCUCAGCACAUCCGGGUUUAGGGUCAACAGCGGUCAAGCUUAAGGAGUAUGAUGAAACGAACUUGUAUAUUGGUUACCUUCCUCCUACACUAGAUGAUGAUGUCCUCAUCAACAUGUUCUCUCCUUUUGGCACUAUUGUGAUGGCUAAGGUUAUUAAGGACCGUGUUACUGGUCAGUCUAAGGGUUAUGGUUUUGUCAAGUAUGAAGAUGUUCAACAGGCUAAUAAUGCAAUUUCUAGUAUGAAUGGUCACCAUCUUGACGGUAGAACUAUUGCUGUGAGAGUUGCUGGCAAGCCACCUCAGCCGACUGUACCUCCGGGGCCCCCUGCUCCUCCCAUGCCUACAUACCCUCCCCCCAAUCAACCGAUUGGAGCAUACCCUUCGCAGCAAUAUGCAACCGGUGGGGCAAUGGGGAACACUCCAGUUCCGUGGGGACCACCUCCUCCUUAUGCCCACUACCAACUUCCUCCCCCGCCCCCCGGUUCAGCCAUGUAUACUCCAGUUCAUGCUUCUCCUUACGGAAUGCAAUACCCUCCUCCUUUACCUACUGGUGCAACUACUUCAGGGGCCUCCACCCAAAUGGUUCAUUCUAGUGAAGCACAACAAAAUUACAGCAGUAGUUACCCCCCUGGGGUUCAAUCUCAGAGUAGUGCACCUACUCAGUCUGUUGCCACAUAUGUUGCUCCAAUGCCAUCAAAUGCUCAAGCUACAUAUCCAGCAUUAUACAGCUAUCCAUCUUAUUAUGGUGUUGCACCACCACAACCGCCGCCGCCUGCACCAGUUCCUUGGGCGCCAAACCCUCCACCACCUGCUCCUUUGCCAACUGGAGACAAGGCAUCCUAUGGUGCAGAUGCUGAGUAUGAAAAAUUUAUGACGGAGAUGAAAUAAGUUGUGACUACCUUUGCAAGGAUGAUUCCUUGGAGCACUUCUCACGAUUUCUUACCUCUUGCCAUGACUUUUCUUGUUGGAAGUUUCGGACUCACAUCUUUAACCUUGCUGUGUACUGUUAUGACAUUUGCAGAGAGGGAGGAGCUAAAGUGCUGUCCUUACAGAUUUUCAUUGGCAAUUCUAUUUGGGAAAUUUAUUUUAUAAUAUCGGUUGCUGCUUGUGUUGGAUUUUAUUGUUCUGUGUUCUUUUUGCAUCGCGUCAUCUUAUAUUUUUUUCAGAUAAUCUGUUGAUGAUGUUUGUUGUGGCGCUAAAUAACUGACAAUUCAUUUGUGUUUUUUCUUUGACUGAUACUUUCUGGUUUCUUUUUCACUUACAACUCUAAUAACUAACUUGGCUGCCUCAGUUUGUUGCACUAUUGAGUGACAAAUUCAGAAAGACGCCUGGUUCUUGCACCGACCUACAUUUCUUUCAUAGAAGAUGAUAAAAUCUUGAAAUGUGGAGUUCAUGGGAGUAUCUUAUUAUGAUAAGUAUGCUGGAUCCACGUCUUUUUUAAAUUUUAUUACGUAUAUCGACUUUAUGAUAACAUAGUACUGAUUUCUACCGUACAGCUAGUAGCAGGUAAAGGAUGCACAUAGCGCCCUGAAUGGUUUGCUGAUUUGUUUUAUAUUUCAAUGAAAUUUUCAAAAUAACUUACUUUUUAGUAAUCUUUAUGCCAGCACGAUUAUGAGGAAGCGAUUGGUUUGACAGAGUAUUACUCUCCAUGAGAAGUAAUUCUAUAGUUUGGUUCAUUCAAUGAAGGGUCUGGUCGUAGAGGAUGUAGUCUUUAUAUCAUUCUUAUAGUUUUUGCCCCAUAAGUUGGAUUGAUCCAUUGAAUAGGUUUCUUGAUUUGGUAUGUGGCCUGCAGGUAAGCUUGGUGGCCCCCUCCUCAAUGGUGGAAACAUUUGAUUGAUGGUUCACAUUGUGAAUGGGUGGAAAACUGUUUUAAUUUCAUUGCCUUUUUCAUCUGCACAUUUCAUAUUUUAAAAAGUUUGUUUUCGUGUCCCUGUUCUGCUCAAGUCGAGAGACUGAAUAUGAAUUGGAUAAAUGGGUGAUACAUGUUUUGGUUUUAGGGGUUAAAUGGAGGAAGAGAUAAAAGGCAGAUUUUGUGUGUUUGGUAUGAGUGUGGCUCACAACACUUAGAUGUCGGGGUCGAACCAGAACCGCACAAAAAAAUAUAGGAUCCGGAGUUGCACGCCUAUUUUUUGGUUCUCGUUCUCCGAUAUAUGGUUUCCCGUGACAAUUUGGAAACUUUUGGUUCCAGUAUUGGUUCGGUAUCGGAAUUGUGUUCCUUCCUAGUUAGGGGUAUAUACUUAGAGGACAUCAACUUCUUCUAUUUGUCAUCUUUGGGGGAUAUCUGAAAUGUGUUCAAAGCUAGGAAGUACUUAUCUUUU
Molecule: messenger RNA, 3991 nt
Organism: Cuscuta campestris
Lineage: Eukaryota; Viridiplantae; Streptophyta; Magnoliopsida; Solanales; Convolvulaceae
Source: the annotation of a GenBank genome assembly